This is a messenger RNA of Brachypodium distachyon (stiff brome), 3189 nucleotides long. RefSeq lists its product as uncharacterized. The record is from RefSeq and is a predicted model, not a curated record. NCBI's taxonomy places the organism in Eukaryota, Viridiplantae, Streptophyta, Magnoliopsida, Poales, Poaceae. The coding region runs from base 1 to 3189 and encodes 1062 amino acids. The transcript is spliced from 3 exons.
AUGGACCAGAACCUGACCGAACUGCAGAAACGGACGCACCCAGUGGGUGGCAUAUCUCUCCCUCUCUCCUCUGUUCUUGUUAAUUCUCCUCAAAAGGUUGAUUCUCUGGAGGGUCUCAAGCCCGCGAUCCUCGACUUCACCGCUUGGAAGCCGCGGGUGGAUCAAGCCGUCACAAAUCUGCAAUCAGAGCUCGGGGAUUUGCGUUCGUCCAUCGACAAGUUGGCGCAGGCGGCCACGGCAACAUCGGGCGUGCAGGAGCCGCCUCCAUCGCUUGGUUCUGCACGGAUCUCAACGCUUGCCGGGGAUUCGGGAGCCACGGCUCGGCUCGGGCCAAUCGGCCACCAUUCUGCAUCGAUUCCACGGGGUUUGGCUUUUGGGGAAUUUUCCCCAUCGCCGACUCCGGACAAGGGUACGUCCGAUUUUCCCACCGAUCCUGUUUCAUCUGAAUUCCGCUCGGCAUAUGCUUCUACAGGCACUAACUCGCGUCUGGAAUUUCCCCCCUUCGAUGGCGAGAAUCCGGUGAACUGGCGCCUCAAGAGCGAGGCCUAUUUUCGUGCCUGCGGAGUCCACCGGGAGCUGUGGAUUGAUACAGCAGUGGUAUAUUUCUCGGGUGCCGCUGAGCUGUGGUUGCAAUGGUCACAAGCUCAUCUCCGUGCCAGGACUUGGGAUCAGUUUGUGGAGGCGAUUCAAGAGAAAUUUGGCAGACAAGAGUUUCAACAACACGUCCGUCAGUUCUCCAGGCUUCGACAGACAGGUACUGUGUUAGAGUACGCUGAACAAUUCAAUGCUGCUAUGCACCGUCUGCGUGCUCAUCACGCAUCUUGGGAUCCAUUGUAUUUUGUUACUCAAUUUGUGGAUGGCCUGCUCGCGCCGAUCAAAGUGGUGGUGAUGCUCCAUCGUCCGCCCGACUUGGACACCGCAGUCUCUCUUGCUGUGUUGCAGGAAGAGGCUCUCACACUGGGGCGUAACGAAGUGGAGUCUCCAGUGCCGGUGGUACCGGUUCGUCAGGAGUUUCCUUCGUUGCCUCGUUCGGUUCCCCGAACAGCGCUUCCCCUACCUCCACCACCAGGCUUUCCUCGUGCACAGUGUCCACCACCUCCGGCAGCACCACCAGAUGAUCGCCGUGCUUCUGGUCUAUCUCGCGACACUCGUUCGAGUUAUGGUGCGGAGGAGAAGCUGAAGACCAUGAGGGCUUACCGUCGGGCUCGGGGUCUCUGCUUUGUCUGUGGGGAGAAGUGGCAACCGGGUCAUGUCUGCUCAGCAACCGUACAACUUCAUGUCGUUCAAGAGUUGCUCGAUCUGUUGCAUUUACAGGAAUCUGAGUCUGGCACAGUGGAGGAUCAUAGUGAAUUGUGUGUCAUUUCUUUGGCGGCGGUCAGUGGGGCUGUUAAAUCGAAUACAGUUCGUUUGAGGGGCAUGAUAAGACAACAAGAAGUGUUGAUGCUCGUCGAUUCUGGGAGUUCCCAUAGUUUCUUAAGCUCUACUUUGGCAGCACAAUGGCUUGGCAUUCAGGCGGUGCCUUGCCCUCUGAAGGUUCAGAUUGCGAAUGGUGGGAUCAUGCCUUGUACACACCAAGUGUCAGAUUGUCAAUGGUGGACAGAGGGUUGUGAUUUUCAAACUACUUUCAAGCUUUUACCCUUGGGUUGUUACGAUGUCAUUUUGGGCAUGGAUUGGUUAGAGGAGUACAAUCCACAGAUUGACUGGGUGUCUAAGUCCUUGCAGUUAUUCUAUCAUGGUAGUACAGUGAGGUUGCACGGUGUUUUGCCUCAAAUUGCUCAAUGUCGUAGUAUUACUCUGCAUCAGAUUCAGGCACUGGACAAGAGGCAUGCAAUUUGUCAUGUUGUGCAUUUAUCGGAGGUGCGUGAUCGACCACCAGAGAGCCCGAUUCCUCCACCAGUGGGUGCUUUGUUACACGAAUUUGAGCAUGUGUUUGAGGAGCCGCACGGGUUGCCGCCUCACCGGGAUUUCGAUCACUCAAUUCUCCUGCUUCCGGGCGCCAAACCUGUGAAUAUUCGCCCCUACCGUUACAACCCUACUCAGAAAAAUGAAAUUGAACGGCAAGUCCAGGACAUGUUAACUCAAGGUAUCAUCCAGCCCAGCUCCAGCCCUUUCGCCUCGCCGGUGUUACUUGUACAGAAAAAAGACGGCGAGUGGCGUUUUUGCAUUGAUUACAGACACUUGAAUGCAAUCACGGUAAAGAAUCGGUUUCCUCUUCCGGUUAUAGAUGAACUCAUGGAUGAACUCUCGGGCGCGUGCUGGUUCACUAGUCUUGAUUUGCGUGCAGGUUACCAUCAGAUUCGUAUGAAUCCUCUUGAUGAACAUAAAACAGCUUUUCAGACCCAUCAGGGCCACUAUGAGUUCAAAGUGAUGUCCUAUGGCCUGACAGGUGCCCCGGCAACGUUUCAGAAUGCAAUGAAUUCAAUUUUGGCCCCGUUCCUUCGCCGUUUCGUCUUGGUCUUUAUCGAUGACAUAUUGAUUUAUAGCCCAUCUCUCGAAACUCAUGUGCAACAUGUGCGUGCUGUUCUGCAAAUGCUUCAUCAGCAUGAUCUGAAAUUGAAACGGAAAAAGUGUUCAUUUGCUCAACCUGAACUGAAAUAUCUGGGGCAUGUUAUCAGCGCCCAUGGAGUCGCUACUGAUGGCAAGAAUCUUGACUCGGUGCAAUCUUGGCCUACCCCGGAGUGUGUGAAAGAGGUCCGUGGAUUCUUGGGUUUGGCCGGCUACUAUCGUAAAUUUGUUCGCAACUUUGGUGUUCUUAGUCGCCCUCUCACAGAUCUUCUAAAAAAGGGCACUGUUUUCGUUUGGACUGGCACCCAUGAGGCUGCGUUUUGUGCUCUUAAGCAAGCUCUUCUUACAGCUCCAGUUUUGGCACUGCCCAAUUUUUCCAAGACUUUUGUCAUUGAGACGGAUGCGUCGGACAAAGGAAUUGGUGCCGAUCAUCGAAGCCUCGCCCACUUGGAUGAUCAACGCCUAACUACACCGUGGCAGCAGAAAGCCCUGACCAAGCUGUUGGGUCUGCAAUACCGUAUCGAGUACAAGAAGGGUUCUACAAAUCAAGCAGCUGAUGCCCUGUCUCGACGGCUGAGCGUGGUGAGCUGCUGCCUCCUCAUUACUCUUGUCAAGACGGAUUGCUUCGGUUCAAAGAUCGUGUCUGGUUGGGUUCAAACUCUGAAGUACAACAACAACUUCUGA